AACAACACACUUGAACACUUCUUUCGAAAUCUUUCUCUAUCUCUAAAUAUGAAGCUCUCUAUGCGUUUGAUCUCGGCUGUUCUCAUCAUGUUCAUGGUAUUCGUCGCCACUGGGAUGGGUCCAGUCACUGUGGAGGCACGUACGUGUGAGUCACAGAGCCAUAGGUUCAAGGGUACAUGCGUGAGUGAAUCAAACUGCGCCAACGUGUGCCACAACGAAGGCUUUAUGGGAGGUAACUGCCGUGGAUUCCGUCGUCGUUGCUUCUGCACCAGACAUUGCUGAUCUAUCCAUUCUCAUAAGUCAUAACUCAAGCUUUGAUCCAUCGUCGUGUGUCACUUCUUUCUUAUCUAAUCUUCCGUACAGUACUAUGAAGUACCGUACAUGAGUGUGUUCUCGAAUAAAUCUUUGGUGUUUUGUGUGUUUCCUAUUUUAAUGUAAUGUUAAAUCAACUAAUGGCUUUGAGCCUUUGACUAGUAAUAAUCAAAAUCUAUGUUCUGA
Molecule: messenger RNA, 498 nt
Organism: Arabidopsis arenosa
Lineage: Eukaryota; Viridiplantae; Streptophyta; Magnoliopsida; Brassicales; Brassicaceae
Source: the annotation of a GenBank genome assembly